CUAACCAAUCACAGAAAGGCUAAUCUCAUGGUGUGACAUUCUUGUAAAGUACCCAAUCAGGAACAAGGAUUUCCCUCAUCCCUCAUUAGCAUUGCUGACGCGAUCAGGCUAUAAAAAGCGAGCUCCGAGACGGCUUUCGCUUAUUUUGUGUCUGAAAGUGACUGACGCUAUGCCAGAUGAGAAGAAAGCGCAGCAAGCCUCCAAGAAGGGCGCCAAGAAAAUCAUCAAGAAGGCGCCGGGCAAAGCCGGCAAGAAAAGGAAACGAUCCAGGAAAGAAAGUUACUCUAUCUACAUCUACAAAGUGAUGAAGCAGGUUCACCCCGACACCGGCAUCUCCUCCAAGGCGAUGAGCAUCAUGAACUCGUUCGUCAAGGAUAUUUUCGAGCGUAUCGCAGGGGAGGCUUCCCGCCUGGCCCAUUACAACAAGCGCAGGACCAUCAGCUCCCGGGAGAUCCAGACCGCGGUGCGGCUGCUGCUGCCCGGGGAGCUGGCCAAACACGCCGUGUCGGAGGGUACAAAGGCGGUGACCAAGUACACCAGCUCCAAGUGAGACCCCACAU
Messenger RNA from Stegostoma tigrinum, 560 nucleotides. RefSeq names its product histone H2B type 1-O-like. Gene Ontology annotation, cellular component: nucleosome. The record is from RefSeq and is a predicted model, not a curated record. NCBI's taxonomy places the organism in Eukaryota, Metazoa, Chordata, Chondrichthyes, Orectolobiformes, Stegostomatidae. Gene Ontology annotation, molecular function: DNA binding; protein heterodimerization activity; structural constituent of chromatin. The coding region runs from base 170 to 550 and encodes 126 amino acids. The transcript has a single exon.